Molecule: messenger RNA, 3759 nt
Organism: Oncorhynchus masou masou (cherry salmon)
Lineage: Eukaryota; Metazoa; Chordata; Actinopteri; Salmoniformes; Salmonidae
Product: fibroblast growth factor receptor substrate 2-like
Exons: 8
Coding region: 297-2177 (626 amino acids)
Biological process (GO): fibroblast growth factor receptor signaling pathway
Cellular component (GO): cytoplasm; cell-cell junction
Molecular function (GO): fibroblast growth factor receptor binding; transmembrane receptor protein tyrosine kinase adaptor activity
Source: RefSeq, a predicted model, not a curated record
AGCCAGUCAGUCAGCCCCCAUCGUCCACCCAGAUUCUAUAUGUUUUGAUUUGUAUUGCCCCACCCUCCUCUUCUCACCUGCAGCACACCUCCUCUUCACUGUCAUCUCGUCUUCUCUGUUACCUGGCAUGGAGCUCAGUGUCAAGACCGAGCAGGGUUCUAUGAGGCUGAUGUGAGGAGACCAUGAUGAGGACAGGCCAUGGUGAGAAGGUGUGACUCAGGACCCAGUGCUGAGGAGGGCACCUGGAACAUUGAUGGAUACUGGAUAUAGAGGUCAGAUGGUGUUCUGAACGAGACAUGGGUAGCUACUGUAGCUGUCCUGACAAAGACUUCGCUGAUAAGCAUCAGAGCAAAUUCAAGGUGAUAAAUGUGGAUGACGAUGGUAAUGAGUUGGGCUCAGGCUUGAUGGAGCUGACAGAGGAGGAGCUUAUCCUCCACACCAGGAAACGUGACACCGUCAAGUGGCCUUACCUCUGUCUGCGUCGCUACGGUUACGACUCCAACCUCUUCUCCUUCGAGAGCGGGCGACGAUGCCAGACUGGACAGGGUAUCUUUGCCUUCAAGUGUGUGAGGGCAGAGGAGAUGUUCAACGUGCUGCAGGACAUCAUGCACAACAACAGCAUCAGUGUAGUGGAGGAGCAGGUGGUGGAGCUCAACCCUAUAGAGACUACUGAGAUGUCCCGCAAACCACACACUGCUGCUGCUGGCUACUCUGUACCCACGUUACCGAACGGUACAGGGCGCUACCCGUCGUUUGGUGAGGCCUCGUCGCGCCCUUCUAGCCGACACCCGUCUGUAGGCAGCGCCAGGCUGCCCUCAGUGGGAGAGGAGUCAUCACACCCCCUCCUGGUCCCAGACCAGUCGGUCCACACCUACGUAAACACUCCUGGGAUACAGGAUGACCGGCGCACUCGCCCCAGCAGCCACACCCCCUUGGAACUGCGGCUGUCCAAUCCGGAGACGACCUCCUCGCUAGCCACCGCCCCUCCGUCUCCCACGGAGACAGACAUGGAUACAGAGCCUCAGGUGCUGCUGGAGCCAGAAGGGGUUAAAUUCAUCCUGGGUCCCACCCCGGCUCAGAGGAGGCAGAAGCAGACCCUGGGGAUGAGGACAGGGAGGCUGGGUCCAGACGCUGGGUCCAGACGUUCUGGGGAUGGAGAGAUGGAGCUUGGGGUGUCUGGGUCUAACGAUGAGCCCAGCUUGACAGCUCCCUCUGGGGGUCUGAACGGGAACGGCUGUGUGGUGGGCGCCACCCUGGGUCUCCAGGCAGGAGACUGUGAUACGGGCUAUGACAGUGAUGAACGCAAAGACGGGCCCCCUCCCCCUCUUCCUCCGAACCCAAACCCUCCACCUCACCCAGGGCCCAAACCCAGCACCAUCUCCACCUAUGAGCACCACAACGGCAACACCACCCAUCCUUAUGUCUCCACCCCUGUUCCAGCCCCCAACCCCCGGCGUAACCGCCCCGCCAUCCCCCUCCCUGACUCCUCCCACAAUGCCAACAACUCCGCCCAGCGGCGCACGGCGCUCCUUAACUACGAGAACCUCCCGGCGCUGCCGCCGGUGUGGGAGACCGCAAGGCGCUUCUCCGAGGGAGACGAGGAGGACGAAGAGGAGGUGUAUCACGGAUAUGGACCAAAGACGCCCUCUCUUAACGGCUACCACAACCACCACCACCAUCCUCACCACCAUCACCAUCACCUUCAUCACCACGGUCUGGGUCUGGACCCCAUGCACAACUACGUCAACACAGAGAAUGUAAACGUCUCGCUCAGCGCCAAACUGGACUCUGCGCGGAUCCUUCCGUGGGGGCGGGACUCUAGCGGCGUCUGUUUGACCCCCACCGUCUUUAACUUUGACUUCCGGUCGGGGCGAUUGGCGGGUGGACCAUGUGGGUUGGGGUUGGAUCCCCUGAGGCAGCUGAACUACAUUGAGUUGGAGAUGGAGAAGGGUUCGGACUCCAGUGGGCCGCAGACACCCAAGACCCCCACCACUCCCUGUGGCGUGGGCCUGGGCAGUCUCCUCCUCCCCCCCCCCACCCCCACGCGGCGGACCGAACUGUACGCCAUGAUCGACAUUGAGCGCACGGCGGCCAUGUCGAGUCUUCAGAAAGCACUGCCCCGUGACGACGGCACCUCUAGGAAAACCAGACACAACAGUACUGACCUUCCUAUGUGAACUUCACCACGCCCUACCAUACCUAGCCUACCAAGCACUGUCUGGGUCUCAAAUGGAACCCUAUUCCCUAUAUAGUGCACUACUUUAGAUCAGGGCUAUUCAUAAAGUGGAUCUCAAAUGGAACCCUAUUCCCUAUAUAGUGCACUACUUUAGACCAGGGCUAUUCAUAAAGUGCCUGAGAGUAGUUGUGCUAAUCUAAGAUCAGUUUGACCUUUUUAGACAAUAGGGAAUCAGAUGACCUGGACAGGGGGGGACGGGGGGGUGGAUCUGAUCCUAGAUCAGCCCUUCUACUCUGAGAACCCAGGGCCCAGAGAGUUCUGGUCAAAAUGAGUGCACUACAUAGGGAAUAGUGUUCCAUUUGGGACGGAACCACUGUUGUGUUCUUCAGUGGAACCUUGACCUGACCCUUGUUGUUGUUGUCAGACUUUGUUAUACCUUUGUUAAACCCCACAACAUCUGAAGACAGAAGGGCUGCACAUUUGUUGCAAUAAUUUUUUUAUUUUAAAAUGUCUUAUUACUUCACAAGGAGUUACACUGUGUCCUGAAGGUAACCUGGUCCCAGACCUGUUUGUGCCAGUCUGUGUCAUCACAAGGAGUUACACUGUGUCCUGAAGGUAACCUGGUCCCAGACCUGUUUGUGCCAGUCUGGGUCAUCACAAGGAGUUACACUGUGUCCUGAAGGUAACCUGGUCCCAGACCUGUUUGUGCCAGUCUGUGUCAUGACAAGGACUUACACUGUGUCCUGAAGGUAACCUGGUCCCAGACCUGUUUGUGCCAGUCUGUGUCAUGACAAGGACUUACACUGUGUCCUGAAGGUAACCUGGUCCCAGACCUGUUUGUGCCAGUCUGUCAUGACAAGGAGUUACACUGUGUCCUGAAGGUAACCUGGUCCCAGACCUGUUUGUGCCAGUCUGUGUCAUGACAAGGAGUGGCAUGAUGGCACAAGCAGACGGGUACCCAGGCUAUACUGAAAGGGGACUGAUGGUACCAGGUACACACCAAUAUAACACUAUUUUAUUCCUGAGGUCAUUUGAUACCUAAUUAAAGAAGGGAGUGAAACACCCUUCUAGCCUGGUCCCAGAUCAGUCUGUGCUCUUGUCUACUCCUUUACUGUCAUUGUCAAGGCAAACAAUGAGUGACAGGGCGUUGCCAUGACGGCACAAACAGACUGUUACCCAGGCUACCUGUUAUUCCAAGUGCCUGUGUAAGUUUAGCUUGCAGGUGAUGUGCCAAACAGCGAGGUCCCUUUGAAUGACGGACCUCCUCACCAAUCUCUCUCUCGGUACCAAUCUUUUACAGUGCUGAUCAUAAACUGAAAUGGUGUUAAAGUCAACACUCGUGUCGCUAUUUGAAGCUGACUUCCUGUUGCCCUAAUGGCUGUGGACUCCAAUGGUGUGUUAUGUUAGUGGGCCUACCAGGGUUGGGCUCAAUUCCAUUUCAAUCCCAGUCCAUUCAGGAAGUACACUGAAAUUCCAAUUCUCGUCAAUGCUUUUCAACGAGGAACAUGUGGAUUUGGAACUUGGUUUGCUUUCUGAAUUGAUGGAAUGGAAUUGACCCCAAGCCUGGGAGUCUUCGACCAUGU